This is a messenger RNA of Gaeumannomyces tritici R3-111a-1, 2077 nucleotides long. RefSeq lists its product as hypothetical. The record is from RefSeq and is a predicted model, not a curated record. The transcript has a single exon. Lineage: Eukaryota; Fungi; Ascomycota; Sordariomycetes; Magnaporthales; Magnaporthaceae. Bases 27 to 1493 code for a protein of 488 amino acids.
CGGGUCUCUCCAGCGGCAAGCAUUUGAUGGAAUCAGAAACAGUACCCGCGGCUAUGUUUCCAGACGGCCCCCUGUUUAACGACCAAUUCGGCCACGGCGACAACAGCACCUGCCGAUUCACUUCCUUCCCCAAACUCCCGGCCGAAAUCAGAGCCAAGAUCUGGCAAGAUGCCAUUGCGCAGCUCCCACACCGCCUGCUCUGCUUCACCGCCACGUACGGCCAGGAUGCGCCCUCGGUAAUGCUACGCCCGCCGCCUUUGUACGACGGCCACGACCCCAGAUUCCCCGUUUCGGACCAAAACUUUGGGGAAGACACAGGCGACGACCCUGCUGUCUUCGCGGCCCUCGCCCGUCGCCGCCGACUGGCCUGGUCGGCCCUUUCGCCGGCCUUCCUGCGCGUCAACGCCGAGUGCCGUGCCGAGUACCUGUCCGUGUACCGCGUCCCGGUCCCCUGCGAGAGGGGUGGCAGACUCACUGUUCACAUCAGCCCCGACCUCGAUCUCAUUGACUUCUUCCCGAUCGUCCCUGAGGGAACUGACGACUACAAUGAGGAUCCCACGACGUUCUGCGGGGGUCUCUUUGUCGAUUUCCUCGUCGGUCUGCGCGCACGGGAUCCGAAGCUCGUCGGCAUCACUCGGCUCUCACUGGGCGGGCAAUGGCGCGGAACCUGGGGCAGAUCCGAACACUUCGGUAGUCAUCUUUAUGCCCGGGGUUUCCUGUGCACCCUCUGGCCAUCCCACAUACAAGAGAUGAGGCCCGACACCCCCGAGUCCGCAGAUAUCUUUGCUAGCAUCAUAAAGGGGUUGAAGCUCUCCCUCCACAUUCGAAACUUGCGCUGCUGGACGUUAUGGAACAGAGAUGGACGAGAGUACGGCAUGCCCGAGGCGGAGGCCCACUUUGGAGUUUCAAUUCCUAUUAGGCCCGACAUCCAUCACGACGAUUCUCGCGAGGAGUCUCCUAUCACCCCGUCUUGCGAGGCAUGUGCCUACCGCAAAGACCUCGAAUCCACCCCCGCCGUGACCACCUUCACUUGGCUUGACCAGGACCCUCGUCCUUACGCUAGGCUGGACUUGCAACAAUUUCAAACCUUGGAUCAUCCCACCCGUUGCACCCGGGAUUGGCUUGCCUUUGAGGAACGAUUUGGCAUUCAGCGCGAUUCCAACGAUCCCUUUCAGUUUCUCAUAGCCUUUGGGCAUGAAUCGGGCAAGAUUAUCGACCGGGGUUGCGCCACGGCCCAUCUGGACCGAGAGUGGAAGUCAUGGCUCGAUCAAACCGCCGGCCUUGGGUAUCCUUCGUCGCUUGGAACGCUUUUGGAUCCGGAUGAGGCCCAAAUAGUGCUUCGGGAUGCGUUGCCGGUGUUUGGGCUGUGGGUGUUUCCUUGCUAUGCUUUUGGGGAGGCGACCGUGGACGGUCCUGGGAUACGUUAUAGCGAGGACGUAGUCACCAACCUUUCCAACACACCCCCGCAACUUCUCGUAGCAGAUUUGGCCUAAGCAAAAAAGAAACCCUUAUUUGCUCGCGCCAGACGACGGCCGUAAACACGCUCAUGCUAGCUCGUUUGCAAGGCGAAAGAAUCACUGCAAAGGUUGCAUUUGCAAGCGCCCACGGCCCCCACCUGGCGUCAAGUUGGUAGGCACUGUCUGCAACAGUAAGCUGCCCACCCAGCACUUUAGAUAGGCAUGGGGCUGGACCUUGGCGUAAGGCUGUGCCAACACCACGGCUUCUCGCCGCCUUGUCUUCCCUGCAAAUCCAUCCCCAUCACUCCGCACACGUGUUGAAGGCCGACUGAGCCUUGCCCCAUCGUUGCUGUGUGUUGGUAGCCUUAUUGCCCUUCGUCUUCGGUUCCGAUCAACAGCGCCCGGCAAGCAAUCGGGCCAUUUCUAAUAGCGGUGCCAACAAGCAAUAAGCAACAUGAAAUAAUUAGCAUGCCCUUGGAACUAGAGGGGUCUGCUUACUGCACUUCGUAAAGGCGUCGGUGUCUCGUUCUUCCGUUUUUAGUUUUAUUUUAUGGGGGACUGCUAUAAAGGCUAAUUCCUAGCUCCUUCAAUCGCAACGCGGUUUUUCGAAACGGGCCGAC